AUGCACGUUUGCACACUCCCUCAGUCCCCGGUGCACAUCGUCGGCGGGCAUCGCCGGUCAGCUUGGUAUCACAGUUUGCCGCGCUGGCGACCGAGCAAGGUCAUCUCUUUGAGACCCGCGACAUCUCCGGAGCAAGGCGUGCCUGAAAGAUCUCGGAAGGGCUCUCGGCGUUUUGAAUCGCAGACGAUGGCAUAUACACCUCAAAAUGGAGAUAGUCAGAGGUCAACAAGCUCCGAUGCGGAUGAAAAGCUGCUAGAGGAGAAGGCGUUCAUGGUGGAGGUAUCAGAGUUGGAGGUUAGACCACUGCUCGGUCACGACGACGAGUACCUCUCUCGGGCGUGUCUCCCGCGGAAGCGAUCUCUGAAGACACGCUUCCGGAUCCGACGUCUUUCGCGGUCGCGUAGUAACCACAACUCAGAGGGCAGACCUUUUGAGGAGGCGAAUGGUUCUUACUCUUCUACAAAGGACAAGAAGCAGUCGCUCGCUACCCGCAAAGCACAGGGCGAGGGCGCCUCCGGGAAUCAACGCGGCAGCUCUAUGAAUUGCAUGGCCUACCACAUCGCGGUCGGCCUAUCGUGGAGCAUGCCGGCUCCUUUCGAUAUGAUGCCCACGGGGUAUCCAACGAGGUUGUUCUGA
Colletotrichum lupini is the source of this 636-nucleotide messenger RNA. RefSeq lists its product as uncharacterized. The transcript is spliced from 2 exons. Bases 1 to 636 code for a protein of 211 amino acids. The record is from RefSeq and is a predicted model, not a curated record. NCBI's taxonomy places the organism in Eukaryota, Fungi, Ascomycota, Sordariomycetes, Glomerellales, Glomerellaceae.